CACAGGGAUGGGAGACUGACGCGUUUGGAAACUGAUUCAGCCUAGGUGUCCGUAGUCAGUAGGCUAUGUCUCUGGAAAUGAUCAAGAGCGACAUGGCCAUGUUCGUGUCGUUCGGUUCUUUUUCACGUCAAGUGUAAUCUCAGUCAUACGACUACCGAAGCUCGAGCGCGUCAGAGUCCUCUGGGUGGAGAUGUUACCCUAGUCCUGAAAAUGCACGGAGACAUCAAUAUGGCGACAGCUGUUACCUCGUCUGCUAUUUUUGAAUCCACGUCUACUAAGCCUCGUCUCCUGGUGGAGCCCCACGCCUCCCUCUGAACGAGCAGGAUGACAACAUGGCCCAGCUGCUUGUACCGCCCGGACCAGACAGCUUCCGUCUCUUCUGCCCCGAGUCGCUGGCCGCUAUCGAGAGGCGCAUCGCCGAGGAGGAGGCCCGGAGACCGCGGGGGGAGCGCCGCGGCGACAGCGAUGACGAGAACGGGCCUAAGCCCAACAGUGACCUGGAGGCGGGAAAGUCGCUCCCCUUCAUCUACGGGGACGUCCCCUCAGGGAUGGGCUCCACCCCCCUGGAGGACCUGGACACCUUCUACUGCAAUCAGAAAACCUUUAUAGUAUUGAAUCGUGGGAAAGCCAUCUUCCGUUUCAACGCCACCCCUGCCUUGUACAUCUUAAGUCCCUUCAACCCCCUGAGGAGAAUAUCAAUUAAAGUUCUAGUUCACUCGAUGUUCAGCAUGUUGAUUAUGUUCACCAUCUUGACCAACUGUGCUUUCAUGACUCUGAGUCACCCGCCAGACUGGGCUAAGAAUGUAGAGUACACAUUCACAGGGAUUUACACGUUUGAGUCCCUCAUCAAGAUCCUGGCACGAGGCUUUUGUGUGGGGAAGUUCACCUUCCUGCGGGACCCAUGGAACUGGCUGGACUUCAGUGUAAUCUCCAUGGCGUAUAUAACAGAGUUUGUAAACCUAGGCAAUGUUUCAGCUCUGCGCACGUUCAGAGUAUUGAGAGCUUUGAAAACUAUCUCAGUUAUUCCAGGCCUGAAGACCAUCGUGGGCGCUCUGAUCCAGUCAGUGAAGAAGCUGUCUGACGUCAUGAUCCUCACCGUGUUCUGCCUCAGUGUCUUCGCUCUGAUUGGCCUGCAGCUCUUCAUGGGGAACCUGAGGCAAAAGUGUGUCCGCAUGCCACGUAACGACACCAAUGAGGACCCGUACCUCAACGGCACCAUGCUGGACCUCAACGGCACUAUGCUGGACCUCAACGGGACAGACCUAAACUUCACCAACCCUUUCAACUGGACCGAGUACAUCAGCGACGAGAGUAAUUACUAUUACCUUCCGACCCGCAGGGAUGCUCUCCUCUGUGGGAACGGCAGUGGUUCUGGGGAUUGUCCCGAGGGCUUCAGCUGCAUCAAAGCGGGCCGUAACCCUGACUACGGCUACACCAGCUUCGACACGUUCAGCUGGGCCUUCCUGUCUCUGUUCAGGCUAAUGACUCAGGACUUCUGGGAAGGCCUCUACCAGCAGACUCUCCGGGCGGCAGGGAAGCCCUACAUGAUGUUCUUCGUGCUGGUCAUCUUCCUGGGCUCGUUCUACCUGGUGAACCUGAUCCUGGCCGUGGUGGCCAUGGCGUACGACGAGCAGAACCAGGCCACCAUCGAGGAGGCCCUGCAGAAGGAGGAGGAGUUCCAGGCCAUGCUGGAGCAGCUGAAACGACAGCAGGAAGAAGCCCAGGUUGCCGCGGCAGCAGCCACGGAGAGCGGAGAGUACAGCGGGAGAGGGGGCCAAUCAGAAUCGUCCUCCGGGACUUCGAAGCUCAGCUCUAAAAGCGCCAAGGAGAGACGCAACCGGCGCAGGAAGAGGAAGCAGAGGGAGGAGGAGGAGGAGAGGGGUGUCCGCGACAAGUUCCACAAGUCCGAGUCAGAGGACAGCAUCAAGAGGUCCUUCCGCUUCUCUAUCGAUGCCAACCGGCUGUCGUACGAGAAGAGGUGCUCCUCUCCCAACCAGUCUCUCCUCAGUAUCCGAGGCUCUCUCUUCUCUCCUCGGAGGAACAGCCGCGCCAGCCUCUUCAGCUUCCGAGGCCGUGCCCGUGACGUGGGCUCCGAGAACGACUUUGCCGACGACGAGCACAGCACCUUCGAGGACAGCGACAGCCGUCGGGGGUCUCUGUUCGUGCCGCGGCGCUCUGAGCGGCGCUGCAGCACCGUGAGCCAGACCAGCCUGGCCGCUCCCAGGAUUCUGCUCCCCGCCAACGGGAAGAUGCACUGUGCCGUGGACUGUAACGGGGUGGUGUCCCUGGUGGGAGGCACCUCCGUGCCAACCUCGCCUGUCGGCCUCCUGCUGCCUGAGGGGACGACCACUGACACGGACCUGAAGAGACGGCGCUCGCGUCAGCCCUCCAUGGACUACCUGGAGGAGCCAGGAGUGCGCCAGAGGGCCAUGAGCGUGGCCAGCAUCCUCACCAACACCAUGGAGGAGCUGGAGGAGUCCAGACAGAAGUGUCCUCCUUGCUGGUACAAGUUUGCCAACACGUACUUGAUCUGGGACUGCUGUCCCCAGUGGCUGAAGGUCAAGGAGAUCGUGAACAUGGUGGUCAUGGAUCCGUUUGUGGACCUGGCCAUCACCAUCUGCAUCGUGCUCAACACCCUGUUCAUGGCCAUGGAGCACUAUCCCAUGACCAAGGAGUUCAACGACGUCCUGUCCGUGGGGAACCUGGUGUUCACAGGCAUUUUCACGGCUGAAAUGUGCUUCAAGAUCAUUGCUCUGGAUCCCUACUACUACUUCCAGGAGGGCUGGAACAUAUUUGACGGCAUCAUCGUCAGCUUGAGCCUGAUGGAGCUGGGCCUGGCUAACGUGGAGGGGCUGUCGGUGCUGAGGUCCUUCCGGCUGCUGAGAGUGUUCAAGCUGGCUAAGUCGUGGCCCACCCUCAACAUGCUGAUCAAGAUCAUCGGGAACUCUGUGGGCGCCCUGGGUAACCUGACUCUGGUCCUGGCCAUCAUCGUGUUCAUCUUCGCCGUGGUGGGCAUGCAGCUGUUUGGGAAGAGCUACAGGGACUGUGUGUGUAAGAUUGCCGACAACUGCAAGCUGCCUCGCUGGCACAUGCACGACUUCUUCCACUCGUUCCUGAUCGUGUUCCGGGUGCUGUGCGGGGAGUGGAUCGAGACCAUGUGGGACUGCAUGGAGGUGGCCGGCCAGGGCAUGUGUCUGAUCGUCUUCAUGAUGGUCAUGGUCAUCGGCAACCUGGUGGUCCUCAACCUGUUCCUGGCCUUGCUGCUCAGCAGUUUUAGCGCUGACAACCUGGCCGCCACCGACGACGACAGUGAGAUGAACAACCUGCAGAUCGCCGUGGGCCGCAUGGGCCGCGGCUUCGCCUUCAUCAAGUCCGCGCUGCGCCACUUCCUCCAGAGCCUGUGUUUGGGCGGUGCGGGGAAAGGGGGCUCCGCCGAGGAGAGCAAACCCCUGGACGAGCUCCACCACAGCAACGGCAAGGGCAACUGCAUCUCCAACCACACCACUGUGGAGAUCACCAAGGAGCCCGCCGCUUACCUCAAGGAGGGCAACGGGCGUCCUGGAGGGGGACUGGGGCUCGGGGUGGUGGUCGGGGGAGACGGCUCAGGGAUGGAGAAGUUCCCCCUGGAGGAGUGCGACUACAUGUCGUUCAUCCACAACCCCAGCCUGACGGUGACGGUGCCCAUCGCCGUGGGCGAGUCGGACUUUGAGAACCUGAACACGGAGGAGUUCAGCAGCGACUCGUCAGAUGUGGAGGGCAGCAGAGAGAAGCUAGCGGAGCCCACUCACCUCAGCUCCUCUGAGGGCAGCACGGUGGACAUACAACCACCUGGAGACGGAGGGGAGUCCAUAGAGCUGGAGCCAGAGGAGUCCCUGGACCCGGAGGCCUGCUUCACCGAGGGGUGUGUGAGCAGGUUCCAGUGCUGUCAGGUGAAUAUAGAGGAGGGCAGGUGGAAGAUGUGGUGGAAUCUAAGAAAGACCUGCUUCAUCAUCGUGGAACACAACUGGUUUGAAACAUUCAUCAUCUUCAUGAUUCUGCUUAGCAGUGGAGCCCUGGCGUUUGAAGACAUCUACAUCGAACAGAGGAAGAACAUUAAGACCGUUUUGGAGUUUGCUGAUAAAGUGUUCACCUAUAUCUUCAUCUUGGAGAUGCUUCUCAAAUGGGUGGCCUACGGAUUUGUCAAAUACUUCACUAACGCCUGGUGCUGGCUCGACUUCCUCAUAGUAGACGUGUCUCUGGUGAGUCUCGUAGCCAACGCCCUGGGCUACUCUGAGCUGACUGCCAUCAAGUCCCUGCGGACGCUGCGUGCCUUGCGGCCACUCAGGGCCCUGUCACGAUUCGAGGGGAUGAGGGUGGUUGUGAACGCUCUGCUGGGGGCCAUCCCCUCCAUCAUGAACGUGCUGCUGGUGUGCCUGAUCUUCUGGCUCAUCUUCAGCAUCAUGGGCGUCAACCUGUUUGCUGGGAAGUACUACUACUGUGUGAACACCACCAACGAUGAGACCAUCCCCGUCAGCCUGGUCAACAACAAGAGCGAGUGUCUGGCUCUGGUCAACGACAGCGCCCGCUGGAAGAACGUCAAGAUCAACUUCGACAACGUGGGGGCGGGGUACCUGGCCCUGCUGCAGGUGGCAACGUUUAAAGGCUGGAUGGACAUUAUGUACGCAGCUGUGGACUCCCGCAAUGUGGAGGAUCAGCCGGAGUAUGAGGUCAACCUCUACAUGUAUCUCUACUUUGUCAUCUUCAUCAUCUUCGGCUCCUUCUUCACCCUCAACCUCUUCAUCGGCGUGAUCAUCGACAACUUCAACCAGCAGAAGAAAAAGUUUGGAGGUCAGGACAUCUUCAUGACGGAGGAACAGAAGAAGUACUACAAUGCCAUGAAGAAGCUGGGCUCCAAGAAGCCCCAGAAGCCCAUCCCCAGACCCACGAACGCGUUUCAAGGCUGUGUUUUUGACUUCAUCACAAAGCAAGCCUUUGAUAUUGUCAUCAUGAUUCUCAUCUGCCUUAACAUGGUCACCAUGAUGGUAGAGACGGACAACCAGACUGAAGACAUGGACAAUAUUCUGGACUGGAUAAACCUGGUCUUCAUAGUUCUGUUCACGGGCGAAUGUGUGCUGAAAAUGAUCUCACUACGUCAUUACUACUUCACUAUUGGCUGGAAUGUAUUCGACUUUGUGGUUAUAAUUCUGUCCAUUGUAGGCAUGUUUUUAUCAGAACUGAUAGAGAAGUACUUUGUGUCUCCUACGUUGUUCCGUGUCAUACGUCUGGCUCGGAUCGGUCGCAUCCUCCGUCUCAUCAAAGGAGCCAAGGGCAUCCGGACGCUUCUAUUUGCCUUGAUGAUGUCACUUCCCGCCUUGUUCAACAUCGGCCUCCUGCUUUUCCUGGUCAUGUUCAUUUACGCCAUCUUCGGCAUGUCCAACUUCGCCUACGUCAAACGGGAGGCGGGCAUCGACGACAUGUUCAACUUCGAGACGUUCGGCAACAGCAUGAUCUGCCUGUUCCAGAUCACCACCUCUGCCGGCUGGGACAGCCUGCUGGCACCCAUCCUGAACAAGAGGGAGCCUGACUGUGACAGUCAGAUGGAACACCCCGGCAACCUGUACAAGGGGAACUGCGGCAACCCCUCAGUGGCCAUCUUCUUCUUCGUCAGCUACAUCAUCAUCUGCUUCCUCAUCGUGGUCAACAUGUACAUCGCCGUCAUCCUGGAGAACUUCAGCGUGGCGACCGAGGAGAGCGCCGAGCCCCUCAGCGAGGACGACUUUGAGAUGUUCUACGAGGUGUGGGAGCGCUUCGACCCCGACGCCACGCAGUUCAUGGAGUACGGCAAGCUGUCGGACUUCGCGGACGCCCUGGACCCUCCGCUGCGCAUAGCGAAGCCCAACAAGAUCCAGCUGAUCUCCAUGGACCUGCCCAUGGUGAGCGGCGAGAGGAUCCACUGCCUGGACAUCCUGUUCGCCUUCACCAAGCGCGUCCUGGGCGAGGGAGGAGAGAUGGACGUGCUCCGCGGGCAGAUGGAGGAGCGCUUCAUGGCAUCCAACCCCUCCAAGGUGUCCUACGAGCCCAUCACCACCACGCUGCGACGCAAGCAGGAGGACAUGUCGGCGAUCAUCAUCCAGAGGAACUUCCGGAGCUACCUGCUCCGUCGCACCAUCAAGAAAGCCUCCAUCAUUUACAGGGAGCAGCAGCGUGACGGCCUGCGGGACCUGGAGAAGGAGGUGCUGGUGGUCAGCAAGUUCAACGAGAACUCCACCUCGGACAAGAUGGACAUGACGCCUUCCACGGCCUCGCCGCCCUCCUACAACAGCGUGACCAAGUCGGAAAAAGACAAAUACGAGAAGGACAAGAGGGAGAAGGAGGAUAAGGAGAAAGACUUGAGGGAGAAGAAGAAAUAAAGACGUAGAGAAGUAGGGCCGUGUGGAGGUUUGUGACGAAGGGUAUCUUGUUUACAAGGGAGGGAGGGCUGGUGUUGUUAGUGUUGUUAGUGGGUGGAUGGGUGGUGUUGGGUGGAGGUCUGGUGUGGGUGG
This is a messenger RNA of Osmerus eperlanus (European smelt), 6521 nucleotides long. It is a transcript of the gene scn1lab, whose product is annotated as sodium channel, voltage-gated, type I like, alpha b. Gene Ontology annotation, biological process: neuronal action potential; membrane depolarization during action potential; sodium ion transmembrane transport. The transcript has 27 exons. Bases 333 to 6389 code for a protein of 2018 amino acids. The record is from RefSeq and is a predicted model, not a curated record. Gene Ontology annotation, molecular function: voltage-gated sodium channel activity; protein binding. Gene Ontology annotation, cellular component: axon; voltage-gated sodium channel complex; plasma membrane. NCBI's taxonomy places the organism in Eukaryota, Metazoa, Chordata, Actinopteri, Osmeriformes, Osmeridae.